Messenger RNA from Arabidopsis lyrata subsp. lyrata, 2705 nucleotides. RefSeq names its product probable LRR receptor-like serine/threonine-protein kinase At2g28960. Gene Ontology annotation, biological process: protein phosphorylation. Bases 1 to 2640 code for a protein of 879 amino acids. The transcript has 13 exons. The record is from RefSeq and is a predicted model, not a curated record. Lineage: Eukaryota; Viridiplantae; Streptophyta; Magnoliopsida; Brassicales; Brassicaceae. Gene Ontology annotation, molecular function: ATP binding; protein binding; protein kinase activity.
AUGGAAUCUUAUCGCAAACUAUUACUGGCGUUGAGCUUCGGGGUUUUUGCCAUUAUACAUCUUGUUCAAGCUCAGCCUGAUCAACAAGGUGGAUUCAUCAGUCUAGACUGUGGUUUACCCCUUGAUGAAUCUCCAUAUACCGACCCGGUAACCGGAUUAACAUACUCAUCUGACAUCAAUUUCAUCCAAAAUGGUAAACGUGGUGAAGCGGAUGCGACUUAUAUCUACAAGCAGUACAGGGAUCUCAGAUAUUUUCCGGACGGAAUACGAAACUGUUAUAAUCUGACAGUAAACAAGGGAAUUAACUAUCUUAUAAGAGCCGGGUUCUCCUAUGGAAAUUAUGAUGGCCUUAAUGUAUAUCCCGUAUUUGACUUACAUGUUGGGCCUAACAAGUGGAUUACGGUGGAUUUGGAAUUCGAAAAUGAUCGUGAGGUCAUUUACAUGUCAAAGUCAAACUUAUUGCAGAUUUGUCUUAUCAAGACAGGAGAAACUAUACCAAUGAUAUCUACCUUGGAGUUACGGCCAUUAAGAAAUGAUUCUUAUAUGACACAACUCGGUCCCUUGAACCUAAUAUACCGGCGGACCUAUACAAGCGAUUCUUUUGGAUUAAUACGGUAUCCUAAUGACGUCUUUGAUCGCAAAUGGGAUCGAUUUAACUGGGUUGAAACAAAUGUAAACACCACUCUCAAUGUGACGUCAUCUAAUCCUUUUGCAGUGCCAGAUGCUGUAAGUAGAUCGGGUAUUUCUCCCAGAAAUGCCAGCAACCCAUUGUACUUUUACUUGUAUCCUGAUGCCGAUAGUGACAAGGUUAAUGUGUACUUUCAUUUCGCCGAGAUCCAAACCCUAAAAGCAAAUGAUACUAGGGAAUUCGACAUCUUAUUGGAUGAAAAUAUUAUUCAGAAAGCUUAUAGUCCUAAGGUGUUACAAUCGGAAACAGUAUACAACAUAUCACCACAAAAAUGCAAAUUUGGCUCUUGCGACUUGGACCUCGUAAGAACUGAAAGAUCAACUCUUCCACCAUUUAUUAAUGCUAUUGAGGGAUUCAGUGUUUUAGAAUUUCUAUAUGCUGAAACAAAUCCAAACGAUGUUGCUGCUAUGAAGAAUAUCCAAGAAACUUAUGGAUUAAACAUAAUAAGUUGGCAAGGAGAUCCAUGUGUCCCUGAACUCUUAAAAUGGGAAGAUAUAAAGUGCAGCUACACAAAUAAGUCUACUCCUCCAAGAAUUAUUUCCUUAGAUUUAUCGUCACGCGGAUUAAAAGGGGUCAUUACGCCUGCCUUCCAAAAUUUGACCGAGCUUCGAAAAUUGGAUUUAUCAAAUAACAGUUUUACUGGAGGGGUGCCUGAAUUUCUAGCUAGCAUGAAGUCAUUAUCUAUCAUAAAUUUAAACUGGAACAAUCUUACGGGUCCUCUUCCUAAAGCCUUUAAUGAUAGAGAAAAGAAUGGGCUAAAGCUAACGAUACAAGGAAACCCAAAGUUUUGUGUUGAUGCGUCAUGCAAAAAUAACAAUCAAAAGUACGUUUUAGCAGUUGUUGCAUCAGCAGCUUCUGUGCUCAUCAUUGUAGUUGUGCUGAUUCUCCUUUUUGUUUUCAAAAAGAGAAGGCCAAGGCAAGUUGAUUCUUUACCUACAGUUCAACACGAUCGCGAGUUACCAAGUAGACCGUCCAUAUUUACGCAGACAAAAAGGUUCACUUAUUCUGAGGUGGUAGCAUUGACAGAUAAUUUUGAAAGAGUUCUUGGAGAAGGAGGGUUCGGGGUAGUGUAUCACGGUUCUUUGAAUGGUACGCAACCAAUAGCUGUUAAACUACUCUCUCAAUCUUCAGUACAAGGCUAUAAAGAAUUCAAAGCAGAGGUUGAACUUCUUUUGAGAGUUCACCACGUCAAUUUAGUUAGCUUGGUUGGAUAUUGUGACGAAGAUAGCCACUUGGCCCUCCUUUAUGAGUAUGCACCCAACGGAGACUUAAAACAGCAUCUAUCAGGAGAACGUGGUGGCUCUCCGUUGAAGUGGUCAAGUAGGCUAAAAAUUGUCGUGGAAACAGCACAAGGACUAGAGUAUUUGCAUACCGGGUGCCAGCCUCCAAUGGUACAUCGCGAUGUCAAAACAACAAAUAUACUUUUGGACGAGCACUUCCAGGCGAAACUCGCAGAUUUUGGCCUCUCAAGAUCUUUUCCGAUUGGAGGUGAAACUCAUGUGUCAACAGUUGUUGCUGGUACCCCUGGAUAUCUUGAUCCUGAAUAUUAUCAAACAAAUAGAUUGAAUGAGAAGAGUGAUGUAUAUAGCUUUGGUAUUGUGUUAUUGGAGAUCAUCACUAGUCGACCUGUGAUUCAGCAAACUCGAGAAAGGACACACAUAGCAGCAUGGGUUGGAUACAUGCUUACUAAGGGAGAUAUUGAAAGCAUUGUGGAUCCAAGACUCAAUAGAGAUUAUGAGCCAACUUCUGUCUGGAAGGCUCUUGAGAUAGCUAUGUCGUGUGUGAAUCCUUCUUCAGAGAAAAGGCCAACCAUGUCUCAAGUUACUAAUGAACUAAAACAAUGUUUAACAUUAGACAACUCAAGGCGAGGAGGGAGACAAGACAUGGGUUCAAGAAGUUCCGUUGAAGUGAGCACAAGCUUUACAACUGAAGUUACCCCUAGUGCGCGAUAAAUUAUCCAAAAUAUCCUAUGAUCACUAAGUUUUUUCAAAUUCCCCUGACUUAUACGUGAAGAUUA